CCCCCAGUACGCAGUAUACAACCCAUAGGCUACGGCUGCAGGCUGAGCGACGAGAGGAAGUGGCGGGAUCGCUGCGCAGCCGCCUUUCAUUGCGUCAGUAACCAUGGCGGACAACACUCGGCUACACGACCUCAUUGUCGAUGGAAAGCCUAUUUCUUCUUUGAGAGUAAUUGAUUUGAAGUCCCAAUUGGAGAAGAGAGGACUAUCCAAGUCAGGGAGUAAGAAAGACUUGCAAGAAAGAUUGAUCUCGCACCUCCAGUUGGAAGAGUCAAGAGAGAGCAGUUCACAGGAUGAAGAUCAUGUUCCUAAUCUUGAGCUGCAAAAUGCUGCAAUAGCAGAAGACAAUGACUUCAUCCGAGAAUACCUUGCCAGUCAGCAAGCUAUUUAUCAGGUACAAAGGGAGGCCAAGAAGAAAGUAGAAGAGGAGAUUCGGAGGGAGUCAGAGACAGGUAGUGAAGCUAGUCAGGAGGAGACAGAUUCCAGUGAAAUAGGAUCACCACCUGCAGGACGGUCUCCAAAAGGACAUCGAGGAGGCUCUCGACGUCACCUUAGAAGGGAUUCAAGUGGACCACAGGCAAGAAUGGAUGUUUCUUCAUCUUCCAGGAAGGAGCAAGAAGGAUCACACCGGAAGACAAGGCUUUCUUCAAUGGAUGGAUCAGGGGGUCGCGGGGAUGUGGAGAUUGCUGUUCCUCCCAAGGACAUAUCAUCAAUGGAAAAAAAUGAAGAGUUAGUUGAAUCAGUAGUGAAGGAUGAUCUUCAAAUGACUUCAGGAACUGAAAGCAGUUCACAGAAGGAUUCAGUUCCUGCUCCAUCUCAAGACAAGGACAUGGAAAAUGUUCAAAUGUCAACCAUGAAAGCAAGAAAGGAUGAUAAAAUGCUGCCUGAGACAAAGCAAGAUAGUAACAAGAAAGGAGAGAUUUCUGCUGAACUUGAAAGUGAAUAUCCUCUGGGGGCUGGUGCUGAGACUCAACCUAUUGAAGGAAAAUCUACUGUAGCAGAGAAUGAAGGGAGAUUAGAAAAGAGAGAUUCAGAGGAGAACAAGAAAAUAGAACCAAGCAAGGAGAUACAGGAAUCCCCAGAUAAUAAGAAGCAUAGAAGAGAAAGAGAAAAGAAAGAUUCAGGUUCUCUUCACUCAAAAGAAACUAAUUUAGAUGCAGCAAAAAAUGCAGAAGGCAAGAAAAUAGAUGAGGGCACUCCUUCACAAGAACCCUCUAGGGAGGAUGAUGUGAAAGAGAAACACAAACACAGAAGAGAAGAAAAAAAGGAAAAGCACAAGCAUCAUCAUCAUCAUCAUCAUCAUCGAGAAGAACAGAGAGAUCACAAGGAUGAGAAGGAAAAAAGAGACAAGGAAGACAAAUUGCAUUCCAAGGAGACAAAGAUUGACAAGGAUCAUGAUCAAGAAAGACAUCACAAAGAUGACAAGGACAAAGAGGAAAGAGAGGAAGUGGUACCUGGUGAUCACAAUAAACAAGAGGAAAAAGAAAAACAAGACAAAGUGGAAAAAGAAAAAGAAAAACUAGACAAAAUUGAGAAAGAAAAAGAAAAACUAGACAAAAUUGAGAAAGAAAAAGAAAAAUUAGACAAAAUGGAGAAAGAAAAAGAAAAACUAGACAAAAUUGAGAAAGAAAAAGAAAAACAAGACAAAAUGGAGAAAGAAAAAGAAAAAUUAGACAAAAUUGAGAAAGAAAAAGAAAAACAAGACAAAAUGGAGAAAGAAAAAGAAAAACAAGACAAAAUGGAGAAAGAAAAAGAAAAACUAGACAAAAUUGAGAAAGAAAAAGAAAAACUAGACAAAAUGGAGAAAGAAAAAGAUGAGGAUAAGCACGAGAAGGAAAAGGAUGAGGAGACAAGGAACAUGAAGAUGGAAAUUGCAAUAAAAGCUGAAUUUUGUAGUCCAGUGCAGGAAAAUUUCAAAGACAACAAGGAAGCAGAGGAGAAACAUAGAGAGGAUAUUGGAGGGAACAUCCAGGGUAAAGAUGAAUCACUUAUUGAUGAGAAGAAUAAUGGCAGGAGAAUUCGACUGAAGAGGAGACCUCAUGCUGGAUCUGAAGAUGUCCCUUCACCCAAAGUGCCCAAGGAAGAACUGGAAGUCAGAGGUGAUGCCCAUUCCCCCAGAGAGAGCCAGAAGGAACAAGAAGAGAGAGUAGCAAGUGAAUGCAAUCACACAGAAUUGCUACCAAAGGAAGACAAAUGCCUGCCUACUAGUCUUGAGAAAUCUAGCAAGGAGAAAAGUAGUAAGAAGAAGACUUCAAAAUCAAGCAAAGAUGAAAAGAGUAGAAAACUCAACAUCCUGGAAGCAGAUGAGGCAGCUGAUGUAGUUCAGAUUGAUGUGGAAGAUAUAAGAGAUGCUAUAGAUAUGGAUCUUGAUGAACACCUCAAUCCUGAUGAACCAUCUCGUACAGAAAGUGGGGAAGAGAAGGAAACCACACCUCCAGUGUCUGAAGGAACAAGCAGAGUCCCUCAGAAAGUGUUUCCAAGGAGGGUUCUCAAGCUGAAGCGAAAGUCAGAGCAGGAAGGCGGCCUGGAAAAUGAUAGGCCUGCUCCAAGUGAGAAGACCACACUGGAAUCAGGUCAUGAUGAAAAGGAUAGCAGGCAAUCAUCUCGAAAGCGUAGGUGGAAAGUCAAUUCUGCUGCCCCUGAAGUCCCUGGAAAGUCUGUGGAGAUUACCACAGAUUCUUUGAAGACGCUGAUUGACACAACUGAAGUUGAGGGAAAGGAUGAAGAGACAAUGUCAGAAGGAGAGGUAAAUGAAUCAGAAGAAGAAUUGACUGCCCCUGCAAGUGAGAAAGAGAAGACCAGAUCUCCAUCACCUCCUCCUGUUAAAGAAGCUCCCCAGCCCAUGAAGCCUAAGGAACCUGCUAGAAAAGUUACACUGAAGAAGCUUCCACCUAAUGAAGCAACUGUGCCAUCAAACAGGGGCAAAAAGGAUCGAGGUGAUCUCACACCACCUCAUUAUCCACCUAGCCAGGUCAUAGUGAUCACCAAUCUCGUUCGUCCAUUCACUAUUGCACAAUUGAAAGAAUUGCUUGGACGAACAGGAACUCUAUUAGAAGGAAAAUUCUGGAUUGAUCGGAUCAAGUCCAAAUGUUAUGCAAUGUAUCAGUCCAAGGAAGAGGCCAUUGAGACAAGGCGAGCUCUCCAUGGAGUUAAAUGGCCUGUUUCCAAUCCCAAAGAAUUGUUUGUAGAUUUUGCCACUGUGGAUGAAUUGGAUGCUCACUUGAAUGACAGUGAGGUUGGUGUAGGACGAAUUCCUAGCACAGAUGGGCGAGAACAAGUCCGGAGCAAGGAGCAUGAUGAGGGGCGGGAGAAGCACCGUGAGCAUCCUGACCACGAGAGAGAUGAGAAAGACCGGGAUCGCCGUGGAAGGGAACGAGGCAAGGAGAAGGAUGGAGAAGACAAGAACCACAGGAGGUCAAAGGCAAGUACGGAUCCAAACAUUCGAGAAUGGGAUCGUGCUAAGAUUGGUGAGCGAUCCCCUGGUGAAAGAGAGCGUGAGAGAGAGGCUCGUCGUAGAGAACGGGAACGAGAACUUGAAAAGAAAACCCGCGAUCUUGAAAGAAGUCGGGACCAAGUCAGAGCAGAAAAAGAGCCAAAGGAAGCUCCUGCAAAGCUCUUGGAUGACCUCUUUUGCAAGACCAAGACCACUCCUUGCAUCUACUGGCUGCCGCUCACCGCCCAGCAGAUUGACGAGAAGGAAGGGCUGAGACGACGGCGAAUGGCUGAAAGAGAACGGCGCCUGGCUGAAAUGGAAAAGGCUGACAAAGGUCCCCGACGAAAAUGGCGAGAUUAA
Molecule: messenger RNA, 3790 nt
Organism: Darwinula stevensoni
Lineage: Eukaryota; Metazoa; Arthropoda; Ostracoda; Podocopida; Darwinulidae
Source: the annotation of a GenBank genome assembly